AGAGGCGCUAGGACCGCGCGGCCACCUGGUCGCUGCCCCCGUCAAACCAGUUCAAGGCGGCUGGAGGGCGCGCGAGGCCUUCCUCCCCCUGCACGCGUGUCAGCGGCUUCACCUUCGCCGCUGCGGACGUCUCCGCCGCGCCAGGCCCAUGUCUGACACCCCGCGCGCGCUUCUGCUCUUCUCCUCGCUCAGCCGACGUCCGGCCUCACCCGGCCGAGAUAAAAACAAAAGGCCAGAUUCGGACUCGCUUCCCCUCCCCCGGUUCUCCGUCACAGCAAAGAUGGAGUGCGCUUGGAAGCCAGACGAGCAGGGACUCCAGCAGAUUUUACAGCUGCUCAAAGAGUCCCAGUCGCCGGAUACAUCCACGCAAAGAUCCGUCCAGCAAAGACUGGAGCAGUUGAAUCAGUUUCCCGACUUUAACAACUACUUAAUAUUCGUUCUGACCAAGCUCAAAUCAGAAGACGAGCCCACACGUUCCCUGAGCGGCCUGAUACUGAAGAACAACGUGAAAGCUCACUAUCAGAAUUUCCCUCCCGGCGUGUCAGAUUUCAUCAAGAGCGAGUGCCUCCAAAACAUCGGAGACUCCUCGCCGCUCAUCCGUGCCACCGUGGGUAUUCUGAUCACCACGAUUGCGUCCAAGGGUGAGCUGCAAAACUGGCCCGAGCUGUUGCCCAAACUGUGCCAGCUGCUGGAUUCAGAAGACUACAACACGUGUGAGGGGGCCUUCGGAGCCCUGCAGAAGAUUUGCGAGGACUCCGCCAAGGUUUUGGACAGCGACACGCUGGAUCGUCCCCUCAACAUCAUGAUCCCCAAGUUCUUGCAGUUCUUCAAGCACAGCAGCCCCAAGAUCAGGUCUCAUGCCAUCGCCUGCGUGAACCAGUUCAUCAUCUGCAGGACGCAGGCCCUCAUGCUGCACAUCGACGCGUUCAUCGAGAACCUGUUUGCGCUGGCCACCGACGAGGAGCCCGAAGUACGCAAGAACGUGUGCCGAGCGCUUGUCAUGCUGCUGGAGGUCCGCCUGGACCGACUGCUGCCACACAUGCACAACAUCGUCGAGUACAUGCUCCAGAGGACCCAAGACCAGGACGAAAAUGUGGCGUUGGAGGCCUGCGAGUUCUGGCUGACGUUGGCCGAGCAGCCGGUGUGCAAGGAGGUGUUGUGCGGCCACCUCUCCAAGCUCACGCCGGUGCUCGUCAACGGGAUGAAGUACUCCGAGAUCGACAUCAUCAUGCUCAAGGGCGACAUCGAGGAGGACGAGGCCGUCCCCGACAACGAGCAGGACAUCCGCCCUCGCUUCCACCGCUCCCGCACGGUCGCCCAGCAGCACGAAGCCGACGGCAUCGAGGACCAGGACGAUGACGACGACCUGGACGACGAUGACGACGCCAUAUCGGAUUGGAACUUGCGUAAAUGCUCAGCGGCGGCGCUGGACGUCCUGGCCAACGUGUUCCGGGACGACCUGCUGCUGCACAUUCUACCGCUUCUGAAAGAACUGCUCUUUCAUCCCGAGUGGGUCGUCAAGGAGUCGGGCAUCCUCGUGCUGGGAGCCAUAGCCGAAGGCUGCAUGCAGGGAAUGAUCCCGUACCUCCCCGAGCUGAUUCCGCACCUGGUCGAGUGUCUGUCGGACAAGAAGGCGCUGGUCCGUUCCAUCACCUGCUGGACGCUGAGCCGCUACGCCCACUGGGUGGUCAGCCAGCCCCCCGACAUCUAUCUGAAGCCCCUCAUGACCGAACUUCUCAAGCGCAUUCUGGACAGCAACAAGCGCGUGCAGGAGGCCGCUUGCAGCGCCUUCGCCACUUUGGAGGAGGAGGCGUGCACAGAACUGGUGCCCUACCUGGCGUUCAUCUUGGACACGCUGGUUUUUGCCUUCAACAAGUACCAGCACAAGAACCUUCUCAUCCUUUACGACGCCAUCGGGACCCUCGCCGACUCGGUCGGACACCAUCUGAACAAACCGGAGUACAUCCAGAUGUUGAUGCCUCCCCUGAUCCAGAAGUGGAACCAGCUCAAGGAUGAGGACAAAGACCUCUUCCCCCUGUUAGAGUGUCUGUCCUCCGUGGCGACGGCCCUGCAGAGCGGCUUCCUGCCGUACUGCGAGCCCGUCUACCAGAGAUGCGUCAACCUGGUCCAGAAGACCCUCGCUCAGGCCAUGCUGUACCAGUCCCAACCAGAGCAGUACGAAGCGCCCGACAAGGACUUCAUGAUCGUGGCUUUGGAUCUCCUCAGCGGCCUGGCCGAGGGUUUGGGAGGCACCAUUGAGCAACUGGUCGCCCGCAGCAACAUCCUCACCCUCAUGUAUCAGUGCAUGCAGGACAAAAUGCCUGAGGUGCGUCAGAGUUCCUUCGCGCUGCUGGGGGAUCUAACAAAGGCGUGUUUCCAGCAUGUCAAACCGUGCAUCGCUGACUUUAUGCCCAUACUGGGUACUAAUUUAAACCCCGAAUUUAUAUCCGUGUGCAACAAUGCAACGUGGGCAAUAGGAGAGAUAGCCAUACAAAUGGGGCCCGAAAUGCAGCCGUACGUUGCCGUGGUGCUGCACCAGUUGGUGGAGAUUAUUAACAGGCCCAAUACGCCAAAGACUCUUCUGGAAAACACAGCAAUAACAAUUGGUCGUCUUGGUUACGUUUGUCCUCAAGAGGUGGCACCCAUGCUACAGCAGUUUAUAAGACCCUGGUGCACCUCCCUGCGGAAUAUAAGAGACAAUGAGGAGAAAGACUCUGCUUUCCGAGGAAUUUGCACCAUGAUCAGCGUCAACCCAGGGGGCGUCGUACAGGAUUUUAUCUUCUUCUGCGACGCGGUGGCGUCCUGGGUCAACCCCAAGGAAGAUCUGCGAGACAUGUUCUACAAGAUCCUCCACGGCUUUAAGAACCAGGUGGGCGAGGAGAACUGGAGGCGCUUUUCUGACCAGUUCCCCAUGCCGCUAAAAGAGCGCCUGGCGACCUUCUACGGGGUGUAAAAGUGGCGGGAGGGGGGUAGGGGGGGGCGGGCGGGGUUUCAGUUUUCUCGCCCGUCGCCACUCACGAAUAUUCUUGUGAGGUGAGCACGAUCCGCCUUUGGUGACUUUUUCUGUGUCCACGCUGGACUUCGAUGUCAGGAGACGGCAUAGGGAACCCCUUUUUACCCAGGGGACACCGCGCCCUUUAGCAGGGGAGGGGAGGGGAGGGGGGAGGGUGCGCCGGGGCCCUUUUCCCCCCUCAACUGGAGGAACGGGGCGGGGAGGGUGGCGCCGCUCCCCGCGCGGGGACCGGGGAGGACCGAGGGGAGCGACCGACCGCAAACAAUCACGGGAGCACAAAAUAACCAAAAGUCAGAAUCAUGACGUCAUUGUUUUUCCUUUUGAGGUUCCGCAAAUUCUGACGUCUUUCCUAGCUGUAGCCCAUCAAGCCGAACUCGGACCCAAGUGGUCCGGAAGGAGUGUCCGAGCGAGACCGGACGAAAGGAAGAUCCUUUGAAAGGGAUCCGUUUUUUUCCCCCAGUGCUUGACCAAUAGGAAAUGACCAGAACGCGACCAGAAUAAAGGCAGAAUUUUACGAGAAUCAAGUCGGAUUUUAUGUGAAUAGUUUUAAGUGAUUUUACAACUCAUAAUGCUGCCGAAAAGUUUCAAUUUUACGUAAAGUUGUACUUUUGUGAAAAUGCAGUUGGAAUUUUAUGAUCAUAAAAUUCUUCUUAAAUAAAAUAAUUUAAAGAAUCGUCAUUUUAUAUGAAUUGUCGUAUUUUUAGGAAAGUCCUUUUGUGAGAGUAAAGUUGCACUUCUUGAAAAAUUACAAAUUUUGCAAACAAGUGAAAGUUGAAUGAAGUUGUGAACUGUAGGAAAAUAGUUGGUUUUACACAAAUGAAGCCACAAUUUUACAUCAAAUGAAAGAAUGACGCUAUAAUUUCACACAAAAAUUAUUAAAAUCUAGUCAUACUUGUAAUAACCGUAAAGUAAACCAGUUCUACAAGGAUAAAAGAUUAAUUCAGUCAAAGUAAAAUAUGAAAUCAUUUCAUCAGUUCACAACAGUCAAGUCAAUUUUACAUGAAAGAUGUAAUUAAGCCAUAAAUUCGAUAAUUAAGCCAUAACCAAUUAGGUCAUUUAACAAAUGUAAAAUCAAUUUUAUCUGAAAUUAAAGCUGUAAUUAUACAAAAAAUGUGCAAAUAUUAAGCCUUCGUUUUACAAUAAUGAAUUUCAUAAUUAAUAAUUUCUGUGUCUGAAUUUCAGACGAAUAUAAAAAAAAUACAGCUGUUGUAACCGUGAGAACCAACUAGGAAUAUUACAAAUUUGUGCAAAAUUAUUCAGACACUGACUAUUAUGAUUCUUGCGAUAUUUGUUUCGAAAAGUGCCAUUUUUUUUUUCUCGUAACAUUGUGACUUUUUUUGUCGCAAUAUUCUGAUUUCAAUGUUUCAGACGAGCGCAAUGAGUUUGGAGAAUGGUGUAAAAAAAAAAAAAAUUAUGAAUAAUAAUGAUAAUGUCACCGUGACUUCCCCCUCCCACUUCUUUCUUGGUGUUGUCGAGUCUUGUGCAUGACGUCGAGGGCGGGGCCGUUUUGUUCUCGUCUCGUGCACGUCGGUGGCCCCUCGCCUUUAGCCCGGAAUUAACGGGGGGUGGGGGGGGGGGUCCUUAGGAAAACGUCGUUUUGCUGGAGUGUGCGUGUGUCUCCCCCCCCCCCCCCCUUUCCCUUUAGCCUCAACUUUGGAAAUACUGUGAAACUCAAUGUGUUUGAAACAGCCUGAAUGUAUUCCGUAGUGAUUUGGAAUCAACAAUUGUUGGUGUUUUGUUUACUUGUUUAUUUGUUCCCCCUCCCUCUGCUGGCCAGAGUAAAAAUUGCAGUAUUUUAACCCAGAAAAAUCGGGAGUUUCUGAGUAGUGAUGCUGCGAUAAAUGGGCAAUUUUAAGCCCCCAUCCCCCCCCAAAAACUUCAUUUUUAUGGCCAGAAAAAGAAAUGCAGUGGAACCUCUAAAGUCCAAUCCAGGACGAUGUUCGGAUUAGAUUUCUUCCCCCCGUUUUUACACCGUCAGCGUCAUAAAUGCUUUAGUAACUUUGUUUACAUUCUUAACUUUCAUCCGAGCGUACAAGUGUAGAAAUACUUAGUUUGGAUCAUUUGGGAUAAAAAAUGUAUUGUAUGACCAUUUGACUGUUAGCUGAGAUGUUUUUAGGUGUCACAUGCAAACGUGGGGAAAAAAAAGUUGCAACUUUUUGGCCAAACUCUUGCAAAUAAUCGUGGUCCCAACGUUUUUUUUUAAGGUAUGACAAUUGGCGGCACGGUGGUAAAGCGUUGGCCUCACAGUACUGAGGUCGCGGGUUCAAUCCCGGACCCGCCUGUGUGGAUUUUGCAUGUUCUCCCCCGUGCCUGUGUGGGGUUUUUUUCGGGUGGGCACUCCAAUUUCCUCCCACAUCCCAAAAAUAUGCAACAUUAAUUGGAGAGUCCAAAUUGCCCCGAGGUGUGAUUGUGAGUGCAGCCGUUUGUCUCUAUGUGCCCUGCGAUUGGCUGGCGACCAGUUCAGGGCGUACCCCGCCUCCUGCCUGCUGGCAGCUGAGAUAGGCUCCAGCACUCCCCGCGACCCUCGUGAGGAUAAGCAGCCAAGAAAAUGGAUAGAUGUAUUUCAGUGCAACUUUUCAAUGUUAACAAUUCAACUGUGUACAAUUCGCUGUCUGAAAUUCAACUGUCUCCAAUUAGCCAAACAGCCAGCCAAUUAGAGUUACGCUUUCUAGUGUGUGACGUCACGUGACUAAGAAUGCGUAACUGCGAUUGGCUGGGCCGCUCGGUUCUGACCAGGUAGCACGGCGGGCGCGUUGGAUUUCCGCGGUUCUUUGCGGCCCGCGGCAGAAUCUGCAGAGGCCGGUCGUCGCGUGUAUGUCACAUUCCGGGCGUUGCGUGUGUGCUAGCUUUACUACUUGAAUAUGUUUUCUACGUGAUCCUCAGGUCGUCCGUUGUUUGCUGUUUUUCUGGUUGUUGUCGUUUUAGCCCCGCCCACUCUCUGACCCCUCCCCCCGUGCGUAUUAAUCUGUAGACGUGUAAAAACGGUUGAGCGUAAUCUCCAUGACGAGCCGCAGCGUGGCCAAAUGUAUAAAGUUGGAACUUUACGAAACUCAAGUCAUAAUAUUAGGAAAAUAAAGCCCUAAUUUUUCAACAAUAGUCAUAAUUUUAUGAGAAUAAAGCCGUCAUUUUGCCAGCAUAAAGCCAUAAAUGUACGAGAAUAGUCGCCAAUUUAAAGGAAUGAAAAAUGUUUUGCAUCAAUGUACUCCCGUGGUUUAUAAGAAUAUAUUCAGCAUUUUACAAUAAAGUUGUCAUUUAAUGACAAAAAAAGUUAUUUUGCAACAAGUCAAGAGUGAUGAGAAUAAAAAUGUAAUUUCACGCUAACAGUUGUGAUUGAACAAAAUUUUAAUUUGUAAAUUUAGCAUAAAUUUAGGAUAUGAAAUGAAGUUGGAAAUUUACAAAACUCCUUUUGUUUUAAAAAGAAAAAUGGCUUUUUACGUGUACUUGACAUUUUAUGAGAAUAAAAGAAUUUUACCAUUAAUGUUUCUAGUUAUACUUUAAUGAGAUUAUGGUAAAGUUCUCAUUCAAUAAGGAUAAUGUUGUGAUUUUACCAGAAUAAACAAUAUCUUUUAGUAGAUUCAAAUAUUAUUUUCAUGACAGCAAUUAUUAUUUUUCAAUAAGUCACGAUGUUCUCAGAAUAAAUAUAAUUUUACCCAAUAAUAAGUUGUACCUGAACAAAAUUAAAAUUGGAAUUUUGCAAUUGUCCCGAUUUCAUAAAAUACAUGUUGUAACUAUUAAAAAAAAAGGAAUUGUAGUCAAAUUCAUUUCACAGAAAAAAUUCCAGAAUUCUACAUUAGACUAGUCAUAAUUUUAGGAAAAUUAGGCCCUAAUUUGAGAAUAACGGCAUCAUUUUACUUUAAUGAGGUUGUCAUAUAGUGAUGAUAAAGUUAUAGUUUUACAUGAUCACAGUCAUAUGUAACCAUCAUUUUACAAUAAUUCAAAUUUGAUGAAAUUUGAAUUUGGAACUUUACCAAAGUAGUCAUUAUUUCAAUAAAAAUAAAGGUGCAAUUUUACAAGAAUAAAGUUAUACUUCUAUUAGAAUGCUGUCAUAAUUCUAUAAUAAUUUAUUUUUUUUGGGGGGGGGGGCGCUUUUACCUUCCUUUGCACACAACUCAAAUUUGGAAUUUGCACGCAUUUUGUGGUCAAAGUGAUGCAACUAAAGUCAUAUUUAAUAGAGCAAAAACAAACGAAAAAAGAAGGCACCUUGACUUGUUCCAAAGCUUUACAAAUAUGAAUGUUUGUAUUUUCUGAAGCGCAACUGCCAUCUCGUCCAAGAGCGCUUUGGUCGAAAAUUUUCGGGCUCAAGGGCCCCCUUUUGUUUUUUAAAAUAGACCAAAAUGAACAAAAAGAGAUGAAUUUACCUGAAAAAUUCAAUGUUCUUUUAAAAGUUAAAUGUAAUAUUGGGAAACUAAUUGAAUAUUAUUUUAUUUACAACAAUGAAGAGAAAUUAAUGAAUACAUUUGAAUUGACCUCUUUUGUGAGGGGGAAUUACUAAAUGCAACAAAUAUGUGGGUCAUAUUUUGCUAACCCCUGAUUUAAAACAUAUGCCUUGGUUUAAUUUUUUUUCCCCCUGUACUGCUAAAUGUUUUAAUAUAAUUUAUACAUUUGAAUAUACCACUUCUUUAGGGGGAAAAACAAAGUUAAUACAACAAAUAUUACACGUACCAUGCUUUGCCCACCUGAUUUAGAUGGCUUUUUUUAUUAUUAAUAUUAAUAGUUGCUGAAAUCAGUAGUUGAUAAUAAUCAUUUUUGGGCCACCAACUAUUUUGAACCAUGCCGAGAAUAUACAUUGUACUGUUUUUGUAAUAUUUGUAUAAUGACAUAGUGGUGGGUUUGUGACUGGUUUACCAUUGCUUAAAUAUGUAUAUUGU
Molecule: messenger RNA, 7881 nt
Organism: Syngnathoides biaculeatus (alligator pipefish)
Lineage: Eukaryota; Metazoa; Chordata; Actinopteri; Syngnathiformes; Syngnathidae
Gene: tnpo1
Product: transportin 1
Exons: 24
Coding region: 149-2953 (934 amino acids)
Biological process (GO): protein import into nucleus
Cellular component (GO): nucleus; cytoplasm
Molecular function (GO): nuclear import signal receptor activity; small GTPase binding
Source: RefSeq, a predicted model, not a curated record